Phanerochaete carnosa HHB-10118-sp is the source of this 531-nucleotide messenger RNA. RefSeq lists its product as uncharacterized. The transcript is spliced from 3 exons. Gene Ontology annotation, molecular function: four-way junction helicase activity; ATP binding; nucleic acid binding. Gene Ontology annotation, biological process: double-strand break repair via homologous recombination. The record is from RefSeq and is a predicted model, not a curated record. NCBI's taxonomy places the organism in Eukaryota, Fungi, Basidiomycota, Agaricomycetes, Polyporales, Phanerochaetaceae. Gene Ontology annotation, cellular component: chromosome; cytoplasm. The annotation marks the transcript as partial.
AUGGCCGCAACACCUAACCUCAGCUCGGAGUUCUGCUCUCUCCUGCGGCGUGCUCGUAAAAUAGCAAAGAGGAACACCAAAUACUCUUCAGAGGCGACGAGAAAGCAAAUUUCUGAUGGUCUACAAGCUCUCACAGGCAAGAUCGCUCACACCUGGCAGGUUGACACCUCUGAGGCUAUGUAUCUGGGUCUCGAUGUUGCUCUGGUUGCCGGGACUGGUGCCGGAAAAACUUGGACAUUCAUGGGAGCUCUUUUGGCCGACGCAUCAAAGACAAAAAAGAUUAUCAUCGUCUCUCCGCUCACUGAGUUGCAGAGAGACCAGGUCAAACGCUUCAAAGCUGUCGGCUUCACGGCGGCCGCAGUAAAUGCGGCCACAUGGUGCCCGCAACUUCGUCAACACCAGGGCUUCUCAAAACUCAUGCGGACGCCGAGCUUCACCGACAACGUCUUGUGCAUCGCCAUCGACGAAGCGCAUACGAUCACGCUCUGGGGUGGCGAUUUUCGCAAGCAGUUCGCUGAGCUCGAACGUCUC